This is a messenger RNA of Chenopodium quinoa (quinoa), 5003 nucleotides long. Its product is annotated as disease resistance protein At4g27190-like. The record is from RefSeq and is a predicted model, not a curated record. The coding region runs from base 1060 to 3987 and encodes 975 amino acids. The transcript is spliced from 3 exons. Lineage: Eukaryota; Viridiplantae; Streptophyta; Magnoliopsida; Caryophyllales; Amaranthaceae. Gene Ontology annotation, molecular function: protein binding; ATP hydrolysis activity; ADP binding.
AGCCAAGUUCGAGUCAAGGAAUAAUUUUUAACCAUGGCGGUCGAUGGAAGCAGUGGCGGAUCUAGGAAUUUUCGUCCGGUGAGUCAAAAUUGAUAAUAAAACAUGUAAUAAAUUUUUUUUACCAAACAAUCAAAUAAUAAUACUAAAAAUACAACCAAAUAUUCAAAAAGUAUAAAAUACAACCAAGUGUUCAAAUAAAUUUAUUUUUGGGUAGACUAGUGAGUGAUAUGACUCACCAGGACAACAUCCAAAUCCGCCCGUGGGUGUGUAUUAGCCCGUAAGCUAUGAACCAAAAUUUAUUAAAUAAGCCGUGAAAUUUAAAUGAAAACUAUGAACUUACAUUUAUUAAUAUAUAAUCCAUGAAAAUUAAAAAGAAAAAAAAAACACAUGGUGAAGACACUUCACGUUGAAAAGCCUGAACUUCCAAUGACUAGUCCUUUCCAAAUGUGAAAGCUUUCUAAAUAUAAAUUUUAAGCUUUUCCUCCCAUACUUGAAGCAUUAUCCUGCUUCCCUCCCUUAUAACCAACCAAACCCUUAUUAUCUUUUCCAAAGCUGGCCGUGUAUCCCCAUCAAGGCCAUCAACCUUCCUAUUCCAACGCUUCUAUAAUUCCCCAUCAAGGUUAUGACACUAGACCUCACCUACAUCCGGGGCUCAAUGGCAGCCAUCCUUUUGAGUCCUCCAAGACUCAACUUGCCCCCAAAACAUCUACUUCCAUUUCCGUCAGUUUCGUAACCCGGUCUAACGCCGAUAGGGUUCUUCUCUUUACAGAAGCACGAGAGGAAAGCUUUCAUGACUGUCUUCCUCUUUUUCUUUCAUUGUGACUACUGGCAUCUUGGACCGUCCGAAAGGGUGAUGGUUUUUUUUUUAAAAAUAAAUUGAUUUUUUUUUUGCCUCACUGGUGAGUCAUAUGACUCACCAUGACAUUAACUAGGUCCGCCAAUGGAUGGAAGGCGACUAAAAUCUUGCUGUUGAGCUUGUAGUUGACUUCUUCGAGGAGAGAGAGAGAGAGCUUCUGGAUCUCAAUUUUUUGCUUCACUUUACUGUGGCACUGGCACAAGAUGGAUGAAGCAGUUUCAGAUAGAUAUCGCUCUUUCAAGGAGAAAUAUGACCUUGCUGUUAGUGUGGAUGACAUCUUCCAAGAUCUUCAGCAACAAGCAAAAAAACUCUUUACCAAGGAGGUAGAUAUAAGUAAAUUGAUUAGUAGUCACUUAGCUACGAGGGACAAGCAUGAAUAUGGUGCUUGGCUGGAUGAUGUCAAAAAAAUAAAGCGGGAUUUUGAGGAUAUAAAAGAAAGAUACAUGAUUUCGUGCGAAUAUGGCCAAAGACUUGCUAAUUUACCUAGUAUUGUGAAGCUUUGUGAAGAGAUGAAAAUAGUAACUAAGGCAAUUGUUGCUCUUAAAGACAGGAUGAAACCUGAAACCACCUUGCCGAUGAGUAACAGUCCCUCUGAAAAGAAGUCUGUGAAUGAAUUGGAUGACAUGGAUACAUUUCAUGAUGUUGUAGAAAAGUUGUUGGGUUACUUGAGUGAUGACAGUAUAAAGAGUAUUGGGAUUUGGGGUAUGUCUGGAGUUGGCAAAACAACAAUAAUGGAAAACCUGAAAUACAAGGUUGAAAAGAACGGCAUGUUUGACAUUGUAAUAUGGGUGACAGUCUCCAAAGAAGGGAGUGUUCGUAAAAUACAACAGACAAUUGCAGACAGAUUGAAAUUGAAUGUUGAGAGCAUCUGCAGUGAUUAUCAUCUACCUUUAAUACUACGUAAUGCUCUGGAAAAAAAGAAGUAUCUUGUACUUUUAGAUGAAGUAUUUACAGAAGUUGAUUUACGUGCUGUGGGAAUUCUUCGUAGUCAUGAGCAUGGAAAAAUUGUCUUGGCUACUAGAUACAGAUCCUUAUGUGAUUUGAUGGAUGUAGAUGAAGAUAUCAAAGUGGAGAGGAUGAGCAGAACAGACGCUUGGAAACUCUUCCGAAAGAUUGCUGGUGAAGCAGUAGAGCAUCCAACUAUCAGGCCAAUAGCUGAACGAGUACUGAAAGAGUGUGGAGAGCUGCCACAGCUGAUUAAAGUUGUGGCAAGGAUGCUCAAAAACAAAUUUAGUGAAGAUUUAUGGCUGAAAAUAUUGUCAAAGUUGCAAUCACCAUCAGAUCAUCAGCUGCAGCCCAUGGAAGAAAUGUUGAAUGUUUUCCGACUAGUGUAUGAUGGAUUAGGUGACAAUCUGAAGCGUUGCUUACUAUAUGGAGCAUCAUUCCCUGAAGACCAUGAGAUUUGCCAACAUUAUUUAAUAGAGUGCUGGAAAGCCGAAGGUUUGAUUGCUAAGACGCACAUGUUUUCAAAGGCACGCCAUGAAGGAAGAAUUUUACUGGAAACUCUCAUAGAGAAACACCUUUUUGACAGGUGUAAGAAGGAGUUUGUGAAAAUGCCUCUCAUGUUCCGAAAAAUGGCACUCAAGUUAGUUGAUACAGAUACUAACUGGUCAUUGCUGGUAAGGCCUGAUGAAAAGCUAGGGUAUCCUCCAGUUGAACAAUGGAGAUGUGCCCGAGUAAUUUCUCUGAUCCGCUGUAACCUACAGUGCUUACCUGAAAAGCCUGAAUGCUAUACACUCUCUACAUUGUUCCUCCAGCAAAAUCAAAUGCUAACCAGUAUUCCACCAUCAUUCUUCCACUUCAUGCCUUGCCUCAAAGUUUUGGACUUGUGUGGUACAGGGAUCACUUCAUUGCCAAAUUCUAUUACCGAUUUAACCAACUUAAGGGGGCUGUAUCUUAAUAAUUGUCAACAAUUGGCAGCAUUACCCAAAGAAGUUGGUGAACUCAAAAAUCUCGAAGUACUUGAGAUAUGUCAAACUGGUCUUUGUAGUUUGCCUUCUGAUAUUGGAGAAUUGACCCAACUUCAGUGCUUGAAAGUCUCCUUUAUGAGUUCUAUGAAUCAAGAAAAUCCUGAUAUGGACUUGAUCCCUUCUGGUAUGGUAAAGAAGCUUUGCUUAUUGCAGGAAUUAGCAAUUGAUGUUGAUCCUCUCGAUACAAGGUGGAAUCAAAUAGCAAUUACGAUUGCUAAAGAGGUAGCAACCCUGUCGAUGCUGAAUAAUCUUUCUUUCCGCUUUCCUAGCUUGAAAUGCUUGGAAGCUUUUAUUGCAAACAGUAGUUCCUGGAACAGCAGCCAAUUUCCUCUUACAGAUGAGAAAUUUAGAUCCUUCCGACUAACAGUUGGUGUCCAUGUGGUGAAUCAACUACAUCAGUUGGACAUCUCAAAAUGCCUGGCUAAACGGCAUCUCAAAUAUUUUGACGGCAAAGACAUUUCUCAUGCAAUCAAGGAUGUUCUUAAACGAGUUUGUGCAUUUGAGAUGGUUGGUCAUGAGAGUGUCAAAAAUUUGUCAGAUUUUGGAGUUGAAAACAUGGAGUGCCUGGAAAUUUGCAUCAUUGAAGAGUGUGAUAAAAUUGGAAAAAUUGUGGGUGUCGAUGCACCUAUGGUUGUUUUGUAUCCCUGGCUGAAAGAGCUUCAUCUAUCGAAACUUCAGAAAUUUGAGACUCUCUGGGAGGGAUCAGUCUUGCCAGGAAGCUUUGCAAAGUUAAAUACUCUUACACUGUAUGACUGUGCAUAUGUGAAAAGGCUGCUCUCCAUUGAAAUGACCAAGCAUCUCCGAGACCUGCAAUACUUGAGAAUUGAGAGAUGCUCUCAGCUUACUGAAAUAAUUGCAGCUGAGCAUCCAGAGCUUGCCUUGUCUCUGAUGGUGGACUCAUCUGGCACGCUUCCUUCCCUGAAAAAGCUGGAACUCAUUGGUUUACCAAGUCUUGUCAGCAUCUAUGGUGAUAAUUCAUUUGAGUGGCUUUCUCUUCAAAGAAUCGAAAUCAUUGCAUGCGAAAGGUUGACUGUAUUACCUUUCAGUGGUACAAAUGCAUUGCAAUUACAAUCCAUUCACUGCGGUGAAGCUUGGUGGGAAGCACUGGCAAUGCAGCAUGAAGUGAAAGCUCGGCUACAUGAACAUUGCUGUUUCAUCUGAUGAUAUCAUGGAAACUUUCUGCAGCCUUCUUUCAUCUAUGCAAAUUGAAAUUUCUUUCAUAAGCCCUUGUUUAUCUAAACUGCUAUGCUAACUUCAGCUAUCACAUCCUAAUAAUAUGCUCGUUGUGCUGACUUGACGACUAUGAGAACCCUCAAUCAUGAGUAUAUGUUUCUGCUUUCUGAGUGCUCACUGUGAACUGCUGUCUAAUGCCCGCUACAUAUGGAGAAAACCUACCUCACAUCCAUCUACACCUCAUUUGAAUCCACCAGCAUUUCAUAUAGCUCUCUGUCGUGUUGCCGCUGCCAGCCUCACUUUGUUUCUCAGCCUCAGGGGACAUCCUUUGGAAGCCAUGAUCAUGGCUGCUUAGUUUUUCUCCUACAUGCUUUCUGUUCUAUUGCUCCAUCACCACCAUCAUCAUUCAUCUUCUUCCCCAUUCUCCGCAGUCAUAUUUAUCAAGCCUGUUGUCAUGCUCAAUAUGUAUGUGGCAUCAGCAGACAAAUUAGAAGCACUCCAUAGCAGCUCUUUGGACAAGAAGAUUAUAAAGUGUGAAUAUUUAAAGACACUUCGAAGUGAACAGAAGAUUUCAGUCCAAGAUAUCCUUGUUUUCCCCAUACAUUAAGAUCCUGUCACCUCGCCAUAUCUACUGUUAACAUCAAAUGAGGACCAUCCAAAAGAAAACUGUUCACAUCAAAUGAAACACGAAGGAAAGAAAGGGCAUACUGUGCUGAUUCUUAACUAAAGGCAUGUUUGGUCCAAGGCUGGUUAAAUUAAGUGCUGUUCUUCAGGUAGCUUGCUUCUUACUAUUUACGAACUGUAUUUACUUGGUCUAUUGGAUUCUUUACUGAUGAUUCAGAUAAAAUCUGAAUGAUGUUCAAUUUGCUGGAAAGAAAGAAAAAAAAAAAUAGAGUUUCUGGCAGACAUUAUUAAUACUUUCCCCUCACCUUCCACGCACUCCUAAAGACCAGCAAAUCAUAUUCUUGUAGGAAGAAAUAAGAUUAUUGUGAUUUUCCAAAGAA